Malassezia japonica is the source of this 2382-nucleotide messenger RNA. RefSeq lists its product as uncharacterized. The record is from RefSeq and is a predicted model, not a curated record. Gene Ontology annotation, biological process: glucan catabolic process. Gene Ontology annotation, cellular component: extracellular region; cell surface. Gene Ontology annotation, molecular function: beta-glucosidase activity. The coding region runs from base 1 to 2382 and encodes 793 amino acids. Lineage: Eukaryota; Fungi; Basidiomycota; Malasseziomycetes; Malasseziales; Malasseziaceae. The transcript has a single exon.
AUGUCUUUUUCACCGUCGCACAAUGCGCCGUCGUUGCCGCAGGAGUUUCCUAUGGACCAGCUCCGUGAGCGCACGCAGCAGCGCGAUCCCUCGUUCGGCAGCGAGAGCGGCGUUUUUUACCCCAUGAGCAGCCCGCCGAUGGAUCACCAGACGUACUCGGGCGCACACCCGCACAAGCCCCAGCAACACCUGUCGCCGCAUCUGCCCCAGCAGCAUCUCUCGCAGCAGCCAGUCCAGCAGCAGCAGCAGCAGCAGUUCCAGCGCUCGCCACAGCUGGGCGGCCAGGCCAUUCAACCGCAGGACUCGUACUACUCACAGGGAAACUACGACUUCACACCUGAGCGUAGCCCCAACUUUGACAGCCCUGCGCUGGUCCCGGCGAACCUGCAGGCGGACCAUCCGCGCUGGGCGUACAGCCCCGGACAGCAGGCCGUUCCCCUGCGCCAGGGCCCGUAUCUGGAUGCGGAGCCGGGCAUGGACGAGUCCUUCCACGAUGCCUCGUCCCUCCGUGGCGGGCGCACGAACGUCUACGGGCCCGACUACAACGACGCAUUCGCCAACAGCAACUCGUUCUUUUUCGACGAAGGCGCCAAAACGGGCACGCCCCAAAAGGGAGCGUACCCUUCACACACGCCGGUGGAUAGCUCGCUGGUCCACGGUCGCACAGAGAGCCCGUACGAAGGCGGCAUGCCCUUGUCGCCGUCCAACGUCCCUGCUUAUGCGAAGCAGCAGAAUCAAGACUCGUACCCGUCCGGCGGUACGGCGGCUGCCCGUGCUGCGGCCGCCGCCGCGGGCUACACGUCGCCGCACACGCGGAAUGCCCAAAUGUUCAGCGCGCCUUCGCAGGAAUUUGGCGGACUGAACUCGCCACCGUCGCGGGGCCAGCUGAACAAUGCCUCGACUCAGAACCUGCACGCGGCUGGCUCGCCGGGCCGUGGCCGCGACGCGGAGUACCAGGGCCUGGAUGGCAAGCCACACAAGUCGGCCGGCUGGCUUUCUGGCUGGCGCAAGUGGGCGCUGCUGGGCUUGCUAAUCGUGAUUAUCCUCGCUGUUGCGCUCGGCGCGGGUCUCGGCGCAGGCCUGAAGAAGCACGGAGAUGCCAAGUCCAACAUUGCCAAGGCGAAUGGCAACAAGGACAACGUCGCGAACCCCGAUACGACCUCGCCGAAGCUCGCGGCGCUACCGCCGUGGGACUGGACCGACUCGAACAAGAAGGUGUACGGUGUGAAUGCCGGUGGCCAGUUCCUGCUCGAGCGCUGGCUCUUUGAAGACUGGAUGGUGCAGACUGGUGGCGCCGAUGCGUGGGACGAGUACACCAUGUCGAAAAAUCUCGGCCCCCAGAAGAUGAAGGACGUGCUGAACAACCACAUGGCGACGUGGUUCGUCGAGGACCACAUGGACCAGUUCCAGAAGCUCGGCAUCAACAUGGUCCGUGUGCCGAUUGGCUACUGGCCCUUUUUUGACUCGAGCAAGGUGAACGAGCCGUACGUCAACGCCUCGCAGCUUGCCUACUUUUCGGCGACACUCAACUGGGCGUGGAGGCGCGGAAUGUAUGUGCUUGUUGACCUGCACGGUCUGCCGGGCAGCCAAAACGGCGACCAGUCGAGCGGCCGCAACAUGUCGACGGUUGCUGGACCUGAAGCCGCGCAGAAAGGCAAUUGGUACGAGGACCAGAACCAGCAGUACUCGAAGCAGAUCGUCAACACGAUGCUCCAGUGGAUGGACAAGCACCCUGCGCGCUCAGUGAUUGCUGGCUUUACUCCGGUGAACGAGCCGCAGUCGAUGGGUUCUAACAAGACGCGACUCUCGACGCUCAAAGAGUUCUACACCUUUAGCAUCAACGCCGCGAAGAAGUACAACAUGCCUCUUGUUCUUCACCACGCAUUUGUCGACGACCCGUACAAAUACUGGUCUGACUUUAUGGAGGAGCAGGAUCCUUCGAUGGUCAUCUUUGACGACCACCCCUACCCCGCAUGGUACCAGACCCCCGAGCCGGAAGACCAGGACGACAUUUCGCAAAACAUUUGCAAGCUCGGCACCCAAGGCAAGGACUUUCCGAUCCCGACAGUGAUGGGCGAGUACUCGGCAGUGACCAAUGUCAAUACUUCUCAGUUCACCACCGACUACCUCAACACACAACUAAAGGUCUACGGCUGGUCCGGCGGCUCGAUGUUUUUCAACUUCCGCGCGAAUACCUCGGACAACCCUCAAGCUGGCCCGCCGCCAGUAAUUGGCAGGAAGUACUCGCUGCUCGACAUGAUCCCGCAGGGCAAUCAGGUCGGCCAGUUCCCUACCUACCCCAAGUCGGGCUCGGUCGCCGACUUUACCGACGGCCUGAGCUCCGCAUGCGGCACGCGCCCCAAGUACUCUUGGGAGAAGUGA